This is a messenger RNA of Fonsecaea erecta, 1539 nucleotides long. RefSeq lists its product as hypothetical. The transcript has 2 exons. The record is from RefSeq and is a predicted model, not a curated record. Bases 1 to 1539 code for a protein of 512 amino acids. Lineage: Eukaryota; Fungi; Ascomycota; Eurotiomycetes; Chaetothyriales; Herpotrichiellaceae.
AUGCUGGGUGCGCCCACCGUCAUCAACGACGUCGCUCUCAAUGAGACUGCCCUGGAGUCCUGGCAUUACACGCUCUACAGCAAUGGCACGCUUUCGAACGGGUCGCACUGCUUUCUCGCGUUCGGCGUCCAUAAGCCCGUCAUCUUUGCAAAUGGGACCUUCACCAACACCACCUCGUGUUACACGCCGGUAAACCCCAUCGCGGCUCGAGGCAUCACCGGCCUUGUCUUUGGCUCGUUCUUUGCCUUGUCCAUUCUCUUCUCGACCAUCAACCUCAGAAAGCAUGGCCGCGCAUAUCUGCCUCGGCAGAGGGGGUGGAAACCGGUCGGGAGACGCUGGCCGUGGUAUUGGACUUUGGUCGUCGCUGCUUGUGGCAUCUUGAGCUCGUUCACCGCUGUCGACGUGGACCGAGACUACAUCGUCAACACACCCAUCAUCCUCCAAAGCUUUUUUCUCACCCUGAUGGUUCCGGUGUUGCUGGCUUGUGUCUGGGAGGCUGUGAGAAGCUGGAGCUCAUUCAACCACCGUCAACUCCAAGAGGCACAAACGUAUACCUUCUCAGCACAUGCCUUCCAUGAUCGAGUCAAUUUCUAUCUCCCCUUACUCUUCUACACUUUCGAUUGCCUGGUGUUCUUCCUGCUCGUCCCUCGAUCUUGGCCAUUUGCUCAGAAGCAACGGUCCCCUAGGCAGAUUUUGGAAUCAGCUCGGCCUGCGGCGCUUGAUGCUCGAUUCAAGACGGCUUCCGCCCUGGCAGCAGUCUGUCUUGCAUUUACUGUCUUCCAGUUGGGCUAUGGCAGCAAGACUUACAGGACCAAGAUCCCUGCAACCCUCUUCCUGACCGUCAUUGCUCUUGCCUUACGCAUAGCGUAUGGGGUUGUGGGAUCCUGGGUGUGGGAACUGUCGCCAUAUCGCCGAGACCUGAGCGUCGGGUUGUUGUACGGACUCGGGUACGCACCCGGUCUACUCGUCCUUGUGCUGCUCAACAUUUACGGGUACAUACAUGAGAAUGAAGAUAAGUUAUUGAUCGCCCAGCGCGUGGAGAGCGGUGAAGAGUUGGGUGAGGGGCUUGCUGGAGCCAUGCAAUCUCGUCAACACCACCGUCGCCGACCACCAGCCUGGUGGUUCAGGUCUCGAAACCCAUUCGCGUCGCCAAGCGGGGUCUUCAAGAUCCCUUCUUACUCCCGAAGACCGCCGUUGGAAGACGACUCCCACGUGAUGCACGCCAACCGAGCAGACGAAGAGGACGAAAGCGGAUCCGCCUGGUGGCAGCGGCACAGACGGGCAGAAGAGGAUGCUAGGUACAGGAAACCAAGGCAGAGUGCAACCAGUAACGGAUCGGCCGCAAGCUCAAUGUUUACGGGACGCGGCACUACGGGCAUAGCCCUACGAUUCACAGAGCCCGAAAGCUCACUGCCCCCUCCAAAAUACGAGAGGGAGACACGAUAUGAAUACAGCGAAGAUUGUCGGUCACAGCCUGCAUCGUCCACCCACUCGCUCCAAUCAGUGCCUCAGGUGGUCAGGAGUAUGCUUGACGUAUGA